ACUUCGACUUCCCUUUCUAUCUAUCAACUACAUCUGCAAUGGGCUGCGCACAAUCCAAGACUGAGGACGUGGCCGUCACGAACCCGCCUGAGGCCGAGGCCGCCCCGGCUGAGACGGAGCCCGUCGCCUCCGCCAAGGACCUGUACAAGAUCACAGGCCACGAGAUCGACGAGGCUGGCGUCGUGUUCUACGUCGUGGAGACUGUCGAGGGCAACGUCGCGUUCAAAAAGCGCUUCAGCGAGUUCAAGACGCUUGUCGUGGCUCUCGGCAACCCCAAGAACCUGCCAGCACUGCCCAGUUCGGGCCUAGGCGCCAAGUUGCGUGGCAAGCACAAUCCGGAUAUGAUCCAGGAGCGCGAGACGCAGCUUGCCGUCGUGCUCAAGGCAAUUGCCAACGACACCGAACUGGCCGAAAAGGAGCCUUUCAAGAAAUUCGUCGAGUAAUUAACCACGCGCCCUGUUUCUAAAACUUUGUACCAAUGCAAUACCAGCACUUUU
Messenger RNA from Phytophthora infestans T30-4, 497 nucleotides. RefSeq lists its product as uncharacterized. NCBI's taxonomy places the organism in Eukaryota, Oomycota, Peronosporomycetes, Peronosporales, Peronosporaceae. Gene Ontology annotation, molecular function: phosphatidylinositol binding. The record is from RefSeq and is a predicted model, not a curated record. The transcript has 2 exons. The coding region runs from base 39 to 443 and encodes 134 amino acids.